Molecule: messenger RNA, 5077 nt
Organism: Labrus mixtus (cuckoo wrasse)
Lineage: Eukaryota; Metazoa; Chordata; Actinopteri; Labriformes; Labridae
Gene: gnas
Product: GNAS complex locus
Exons: 13
Coding region: 1438-2601 (387 amino acids)
Biological process (GO): sensory perception of chemical stimulus; adenylate cyclase-activating dopamine receptor signaling pathway
Cellular component (GO): heterotrimeric G-protein complex
Molecular function (GO): insulin-like growth factor receptor binding; mu-type opioid receptor binding; GTP binding
Source: RefSeq, a predicted model, not a curated record
GAAGCGGCCUCUCUUUUCCUCCCUCGGUCCUUCCUUCCCAGGGUUCAAUGAGCGCUGUGUGGCCCCACCCCGUCUCUCUUCGGCGCUGUCUAUCUCCUCAAUGUAGGCUACUAUUAUCGGAGAAAGAGAAAGUGCGAGAGAGAAAGGAAAAAAAUUAUAACCUCCAAGAAUUGGUUAUUCCUCUCUUUCACCUUCCUCGAUCAGCGACCAGGAGGGGAGCGGCCUUCGCGCUGGGAAUGUGCUGCUACAACAACCCCGCGUCCUUUUUUUGUGAAUGUAUGCACAUGUAGUCUUAAGCCUGUAGCCAAUUUAUCCACCUCGGAUUUAACAGGAAUAUGUAUCAUGUUUGCACGAGUGUCUUCAUGUGUAGACAUAUGUAGGCCGUAUGCAGGCUAAAGAAACUGAGCCUGACAGCGGGGUUGCUUUUUCACCUGCAAGGAACGUGGAUGCAUUUCGAGGGAUUUACACAUCUUGGUCACGUUUCUUUUUUCCAUUUUUCUCUCUCUCUUUAAUGAUUAUCAACUUGAAUGGAUUAAUCGGGGCCCAGCACGAGAAUUUAAAAAAGAAUAGGUGCGCAGUUUUGGAGGCUCGUUGGUGAUGUGCGGGGCUGAUAACACAUUUCAGCAACAAAAGCUAGGGGUUGGGAGCGAAAUAAGGCCCUUUGGAGGAGAAAACACUGCAAGGAACAGCCAUCACAAAUAAGGAGGACAAUUCGGGGGGAACUGGUUCCUGUCAGGGUUGGAGGUGGUGGGGGACCAGUCGAAAAGACAACCGCAGUGAGUUUGGGACUGUUUAGGGUUGAUUUGAUGCAGCAAAUGAAAAGGAGCCGGAUGACGACGGAAGCAACGAGAGUAUCACACAUGUAGCUCGUUUGAGUGUAAAUAUUAUUUUCAACUUCCUGUCCUUUUGCCCCCCCGCCCCCCCGACGACUGUGACGGAGAUAUCGAAGUAUUGUACACCUAUGGAAGUGUUUAUCAUGCUAGAAGACGUGGUAACCAGCCGCGCCACAGCACUGGCGAGGUUUUCGGACAGGCCGACUUCGGCUUCUUGUCACGGGCAGCAGUGAGACGCAAGACCCGGGCUUUUCGGAGAUGCAAAUAAGGCUGUUAAGUCUGCCUCCGUUUGAGGUGAAACACCGAUUUUUGGUGUCCUAAGAGACGUUGUGGAUUUCGGUUCUUUGCGAGACACAGUUGACGAGGGGUACGAGUUGGAAAAUCUAAACUAUACUGCAUGUGAAGGAGGAAAAAAGCCCUAGCAGGAUUCAGCAAACUGAGAAGGCGGCCUUGGUGUCGUCAGCAACAGUAUCCUGCCCUUCUCUGACAGCAAAAUACGCGUUAUGGACACAUAAUUUCUACAGUGCUGCAAAACGCUUAGUUUUUGGAGCUGGCCAGGGACGUAAAAUGGUGUGAAUGAGGGUAACAUUGCAACAGAAACCGCAUGUCCAACAAGGAAUCUAGACCAAUGGGUUGUUUGGGCAACAGUAAGACCGAAGACCAGAGAAAUGAGGAGAAGGCACAAAGAGAAGCAAACAAAAAGAUAGAGAAGCAGCUCCAAAAAGACAAACAGAUAUACAGAGCAACACACAGACUACUACUUUUAGGAGCUGGCGAGUCAGGAAAGAGCACCAUAGUGAAACAGAUGAGAAUCCUGCAUGUCAACGGCUUCAAUGCAGAAGAGAAGAAGCAGAAAAUUCAGGACAUCAAGAAUAACAUUAAAGAAGCUAUUGAGACCAUAGUUACAGCUAUGAGCACUCUGACACCACCAGUGCAGUUGGCGUGCCCAGCGAACAGGUAUCGGAUUGAAUACAUCCUCAACCUCAUCGGCCAGAAGGACUUUGAGUUUCCCUCUGAGUUUUACGACCAUGCGAAGACACUGUGGCAGGACGAGGGGGUUAGGGCGUGCUACGAGAGAUCCAACGAGUACCAGCUAAUCGACUGUGCCCAAUACUUUCUAGACAAGAUUGACAUCGUGAAGCAGAGUGAUUACACUCCAACAGAUCAGGAUCUGCUGCGAUGCAGAGUACUGACUUCAGGAAUCUUUGAGACAAGAUUUCAAGUGGACAAAGUUAAUUUUCACAUGUUCGAUGUCGGCGGUCAAAGAGAUGAACGCCGUAAAUGGAUUCAGUGCUUUAAUGAUGUAACGGCCAUCAUCUUCGUGGUGGCCAGUAGCAGUUACAAUAUGGUGAUCAGAGAGGACAAUCAGACCAACCGUUUACAGGAGGCCCUAAAUCUCUUCAAGAACAUCUGGAACAACAGGUGGCUGCGGACUAUUUCAGUCAUCUUGUUCCUAAAUAAACAGGACCUGCUGGCAGAGAAGGUGUUGGCAGGGAAGUCCAAAAUCGAGGAUUACUUUCCUGAAUUUGCUCGCUACACCACACCUGACGAUGCGACCCCCGAGCCUGGAGAAGACCCACGUGUAACGAGGGCUAAGUACUUCAUAAGAGAUGAAUUUCUGAGGAUUAGCACAGCAAGUGGGGACGGGAGGCACUACUGUUACCCCCACUUCACCUGCGCUGUUGACACGGAAAACAUCCGCAGAGUCUUCAAUGACUGUCGAGACAUAAUUCAGCGGAUGCACCUGCGGCAGUAUGAGCUGUUGUGAUGUCAGAAGGAAGGUGUUCGGCCAAAUGAAACCCAAAACAUCGGAAUAUCAAAAACCUAAACCCUGAGUCUUGGAACUCCCCCCUUCCACAGAAGUGUGUGAGCUCAAUUGAAGGAACAGGGGCCAAACAUACACACACACACACACACACACAAAUACACAUGCACACACACACAAAUACACACACACACACACACACACACACACACACACACUAAACCCAGAACGUCCCUUGAUGCAAACUCUUGAAGAAAAAGCUUCUAAGAUGGAAGGGUUUGAUGGGUUAAAACAAAGAGACUCUGAUCUACAUCAUCAGCCAUACUCUUCAGCUCCUCACCUCUUGACAUCAUAUAUCAACCCCAAAAAUGUUACCGUUGCUGUCUAUAAACCUGACGUGGCUCAGCCUGGACUGUUUUGGCAGCAGUAGAGAUUUCCCUCUUGUUGAGGACAUGAUAAAACUGAGAGAGCUACUACUCAAGUGCCACUGUUGAAUUACUGCAUAUUAAGAAAAAAAAAACAUGUUACAGAUCAGCUGAACACUGUAUCUCUCACUAGUACUCUGCUCAGGACUUGACUCAAAAAAAAAAAUCAAGAUUGUAAAUCAGUCUAUCUUAUCACAUUCACACAUCCAUAAAACCAAUCACAGGAUCUGCUUGCACACUGAGACGUUUCAAACCGCUUUCCUGCGGACUCCAAAAUCGGGACGCAUUUCGAAACGGAAUAAUCUACCAUCAGGUGGGCAGGUAGGUUGAACCUUUUCCAGGGGCAGCGCUUUGAGAUUGAACGGACUGAGGGGAAGACUGCACAGCCAAGCCUGGAGUAGCAGUGCUACAAUGGACUAAGGGUGUGUUGUGAUCUGUCAGACCACUCGGGGGGGGGGGGGGGGGGGGGGGGGGUUGUUAAAGGCAAACAGGACUGAGCCAACUCUGAUGUGAAUCUGUUGACAUGAUUGAAAGGAAGGGGGUCCAUGACAGUCCCUAGACUUCUCAACAGAAGUGCUUGCCACCGGACUUUGCCUUGUUAGUAGCGGAGCAAAAUUUGAGGUGGACCAAUUGAGUUCAAACAAAAAAAAAAGCCACCUUCAAUGGGACUCAACUAACAGAGGGCAUAAAGCGUCCAGCGACAGUACCAUAUAAGUUAAAGAGAACUCUCAUCUUGUCAUGAUUGACCCUGUUUUACUGUCUUCACAGCUGUUUUUGUCUGUGUAGACUUUUGUGCCAUUGUGCCCUGUGCGCUCUCUCUUUAUCGUUAACUCUUUCAUCGUCUGUACGUCUCUCUUUAUUCGUCCUUGACUGUUCCACUCACUCUGUCUUCACAUUGCUCUUUCUCUCUUUUCAUUUCCUCCUUUGCUCCCCACUUCUCCCUCCCUCCCUCCCCACCACCACCACCACCACCUUCCCUUCCUUGCACCUUUUCCUCCCUAGCAGUGCUCUUUCAUUUGAGGAGAAAACUAUAAGUAUGAUAAUUACCCUGGAGUAUAAAAAUGAAGAAGACGACAACGACAAAUGGGACACUAAUUAUUUUUUAUGCCAUUCCUUUUCUCUUCCCCUUCCCACCCUUUUGCUCCUUUGUACGUGUCUUUACUUUACUGCUGAACUAUUAUUCUUGUACAGACUGUAAAAUGUAUUAUUUUGUACAACUUUAUUGAAAAGAAACUUUUAGAAGAUCCCUGUGCCUUGAUCACGACUGUACGUGUGUAAUGAGCUAAAGUGGGUGUCAUUCUGCGCUGUAUAGCUUGGCCAAUCCUAUCUCCCUUUCUCCAGAGCCACUUCCUCCUUCUCUUUAUUCUUUAUCCAUGUCUCUCUCUGUCUCUCACUGUCUCCCAUCCAUGGCCUCCUCUCUCUGUCUCUCUCUCACUCCCUCUCCUCGGGGCAGAGGACAACAUCGUAGCUUUUGUAGUUCUACAUCUCUCCCCUUUCCUUUCCAUUCUCUCUCUAUGAUUUAAAUGUCUAUUUUUGAAUCCAUAUACCCCAAAAAGAUAACUAUAUGAAAUGUAUAUGGGUUUUAAAAAAGUAUUUUAUUAGAAUCAAAUGAACCUUGACAAAUUGUACACUUGAUAGUGUGCGUAUUGCUAUAACUUAAAUCCUUUCAACUGAAGUGGUGUUCAGAUUUCUUUUGUUUUCUUCGGCCAUCAUGCUAAAGACAUAUUGAAGGGUUUUAGAGAUGCAGGACAUUGCUUGUUUCUAUACAUCUUAUUCUUUUGGUUAAAAAAGGCCAAAAAUGUAAAGAAAGAAAAAAAGAAGAAGAAUUCUCAGUUUAUUUUCUGAUGAACGAAGAGGAGGGGGUCCUCCUUCCUAGCCUUGCACAGCAGUGGCAGCCUGUAUAGUAUUAGUUGCUCUCUCAUUUCAGUGCCCUAGUCUUCAUUUAAUGUGAACAUCAAAUAUGGGUCUCUACUUUAUGAACAGAAGCUCUGAGAAAUAAAGUUGUUUUUUUUGGUGCAGACAGCAAGAGGUCUGUCAUUAUGCAUGUAAACACA